CUUUAAAUCUUCCUGCUCCGCCUCUGGUCUCGCGCUCAGCGUGCGCGCGCAUCUCCCCGGCAUGGCCGCAGGUGCGGACUCUCCUCUCUACCUGGGCCUGGACUUCAGCACCCAGCAGCUGAAGGUGGUGGCCAUCGAUGGAGACCUGGGCGUGGUCCACCAGGACAGAGUCCACUUUGACUCUGAGCUACCUGAGUUCAGGACUCAGGGGGGAGUUCAUAUCCAUGAGGACCAACUGACCGUCACCUCACCUGUGCUCAUGUGGGUCAAGGCUCUGGACCUGCUGCUGGACAGGAUGAAGAGCGCCAGGCUGGACUUCUCCCGGGUCAAAGCGCUGUCUGGCAGCGGCCAGCAACACGGCAGCGUGUUCUGGAAGAAAGGAGCCGCCGGCGCUCUGGCCCGGCUGGACCCGGCUCAGCACCUGUACCGGCAGCUGCAGGACAGCUUCUCGGUGCAGGACAGUCCCGUGUGGAUGGACUCCAGCAGCAGCCAGCAGUGCCAGGACCUGCAGGAGGCAGCAGGGGGCGCUGUGAGGCUGGCAGAGAUCACCGGCUCUAGAGCCUACGAGCGCUUCACAGGAAACCAGAUCUCCAAACUUCGGCAAACCCGAGCAGAGCAGUUCCAGGACACUGAGAGGAUCUCAUUGGUCAGCAGCUUCGCAGCCUCCCUCUUCCUCGGCGCCUACGCCGCCAUCGACUACAGCGACGGUUCUGGGAUGAAUCUGUUGGACAUCCGGAGCAGAAACUGGUCUCAGAUCUGCCUGGAAGCUUCAGCGCCUAACCUGGACCGGCUGCUAGGAGCUCCGCUUCCAUCCACGUCUGUCCUGGGUCCGGUCUCCUCCUACUUUGUGCGUCGCUACGGUUUCUCUGAGAGCUGCAGGGUGGUGGCGUUCACCGGAGAUAACCCAGCAUCUCUGGCGGGGAUGAGGCUCCACCAGGGAGACGUUGCUGUCAGCCUGGGGACCAGCGACACCGUCUUCCUGUGGCUCCAGGAGCCCCGCCCCGCCCUGGAGGGACACGUCUUCUGCAACCCUGUGGACCUGCAGGCGUACAUGGCUCUGCUGUGCUUCAAGAACGGCUCGCUGACCAGAGAACGGAUCAGGAACCAGAGUUCUGCAGGAUCCUGGACCGCGUUCUCCGAGGCUCUGAGGGCCUCGCCUCUGGGGAACCAUGGGAACAUCGGCUUUUACUUUGACACCAUGGAGAUCACUCCUCCCGCCGUUGGAGUCCAUCGCUUCGACUCUAACGACUGUGAGGUGUCCCGGUGGAGUCCAGAGGUGGAGGUCCGGGCUCUGGUGGAGGGCCAGUUUCUGUCCCGCCGGCUCCACGCAGAGAGACUGGGAUACUCUAUCAUGUCAGGAACCAGAGUUCUGGCCACCGGAGGAGCUUCUGCCAACAACCAGAUCCUGCAGGUUCUGUCUGACGUCUUCAACGCUCCGGUUUACACCAUGGACCUGUCCGACUCCGCCUGCUUAGGCUCCGCCUACCGGGCGCUGCAUGGUUUAGUGGCAGAAUCUGGAGCCUCCUUCCUGGAUGUGGUGAAGAACGCUCCAGAACCUCAGCUGGUCUGCACCCCCCACCCCACAGCGCAGCAGGUGUACGGCCAGAUGUUGAAGCGCUUUGCGCGGUUGGAGGACCGGGUCCUGCAGAGGACGCGCACCUGAGACCCGGCUGACCAAUCAGGAUGAAGCUGCUGACUGCGUAGCGCUUUUAUCCUGCAGAUGAACUCUGAGGAUGUUACCUUGGUGACAGCAAACACCAGCCCAGAGGUCGUGACCCAACAGGACCAACAGAACCACCGUGUGGACCCACAGAACCACCGUAUGGACCCACAGUUAGCUGAUGAAACGGGUCAUUGUAUCAAACGGUGUGAAGCAAUAAUUACUGUCACCUUUCUCUCUAAAUAAUAAAAUCAGGUUUAAAUUCA
Molecule: messenger RNA, 1926 nt
Organism: Fundulus heteroclitus (mummichog)
Lineage: Eukaryota; Metazoa; Chordata; Actinopteri; Cyprinodontiformes; Fundulidae
Gene: xylb
Product: xylulokinase homolog (H. influenzae)
Exons: 19
Coding region: 62-1663 (533 amino acids)
Biological process (GO): xylulose metabolic process; D-xylose metabolic process
Cellular component (GO): cytosol
Molecular function (GO): D-xylulokinase activity
Source: RefSeq, a predicted model, not a curated record